Molecule: messenger RNA, 3143 nt
Organism: Grus americana (Whooping crane)
Lineage: Eukaryota; Metazoa; Chordata; Aves; Gruiformes; Gruidae
Gene: ESPN
Product: espin
Exons: 13
Coding region: 33-2702 (889 amino acids)
Biological process (GO): actin filament bundle assembly
Cellular component (GO): cytoplasm
Molecular function (GO): actin filament binding
Source: RefSeq, a predicted model, not a curated record
CCGGGGCCGCCGCCGGGGCCGGCGGGGCCGGGAUGGCGCUGGAACGGGCGCUGCUGGCGGCGCGACAGGGCGACGUGGAGGCGCUGCGGGGGCUGAGGGCGGCCGGGCUGCUGCGGCCGGGGCUGCGGGACGCCCUGGGCGCCUCCCCCGCGCACCACGCCGCCCGCGCCGGCCGCCUCGCCUGCCUCCGCUACCUGGCGGCCGAGGCCGCGCUCCGCGGGGACGCGCGGGCGCGCAACGGGGCCACGCCGGCCCACGACGCCGCCGCCACCGGCAACCUCGCCUGUCUCCAGUGGCUGCUCACGCAGGGGGGCUGCGGCGUGCAGGACACAGACAACUCUGGUGCCACCAUCCUACACCUGGCAGCCCGCUUCGGUCACCAUGAGGUGAUUGACUGGCUCCUCCGCUUCGGAGGCAGCGACCCCACGGCAGCCACCGACACAGGCGCGCUGCCCGUCCACUACGCCGCGGCCAAAGGGGAUUUCCCUUCCCUGCGACUCCUCUUGGGACACUGCCCCAGCACGCUGAGUGCCCAGACCAAGACGGGGGCCACCCCGCUGUACCUCGCCUGCCAGGAGGGCCACCUGGAGAUCAUCCAGUACCUGGUGCAGGACUGCGGGGCCGACCCCCACACACGUGCCCACGACGGCAUGACUCCGCUGCACGCCGCCGCCCAGAUGGGCCACAACACCGUCAUUGUCUGGCUGAUGAGCUUCACGACAGUGAGCCUGUCGGAGCGGGACGCCGAGGGGGCCACGGCCAUGCACUUUGCCGCCAGCCGCGGCCACGCCAAGGUGCUGAGCUGGCUGCUGCUGCACGGCGGGGAGAUCACCGCCGACGGCUGGGGCGGCACGCCGCUGCACGAUGCUGCUGAGAAUGGCGAGCUGGAGGUGGGUGCUGGCAGUGAGUGGGGUGCCAGGGUUGGGGGGCGAGCCCUCCUGCCCUGCCACGCACCCCCCUCUCCCCAGUGCUGCCAGAUCUUGGUGGUGAAUGGCGCCGACCUCAGCAUCCGCGACCAGGACGGCUACACGGCAGCUGACCUCGCCGACUACAACGGCCACGGCCACUGCGCCCAGUACCUGCGCACCGUGGAGAACAUGAGUGUGGAGCACCGUGUGCUGUCGCGAGACCCCUCGGCAGAAGGGGAGGGCCGGCAGCCCGACUCAGGCAUGUCGUCGCCCAACACCACGGCAUCGGCGCCCCAGGCACGCUUCGAGGUGGGCUCCCCCGCCAGCACCCUCUCCAACUACGACUCCUGCCACUCCAGCCAGUCCAGCACCGGGGAGAAGAGGGGUGGCCCCCCGGGGGCCCCCGCUGCCCGUGAGUGUGGGGCCAGGGCGUGUGGGGCGGGGGACGCUGGGCCAUCCCCCCCUGACCCCCUCCCCUGUGCAGGGGUGCCUGAGCCGGCGCUGGCGGACAUGCAGGCAUACAUGGACAUGCUGGACCCCGAGAUGCAGCCGCGGGGCCGGGGGCCAGCAGGCGAGGGUUCCCCCCUGCCGCCACCCCCUGCCUUCCCCCCGCCGCCGCCCCCGCCCCCUGCCACCCGGCCGCCCCCGCCGCCCCCAGGCUACCCCGCGCCCACGCCCCCUGCUGCUCCCCACACCGCCGACAUCUACGUGCGGGCCAAGAACAACCUGCGGCACGUGGAGAGCCAGGCGCUGCGCCGAGAGCUAGCAUCACGCGAGAACAGCCCUGAGGGCCUGCGCCGGGCCGACUCCACCAGGCGGUCAAGGAAUUUCGGCAAGCAGCCGAGCACCGGCGACUACUACAAGCACCUGGGGCACGGCACGGUCGAGCAGCCUGGACCCCGGCGAAUGGCACACAGCGAGGAGGCAUCGUCCAUCUCAACGGACACCAUGCGCAAUGGGGAAAGCAAGCCUGGCGCUGAGCUGCCGCCACCACCACCACCCCCACCACUGCCUGAUGCUGCCUGCCCACCGCCCCCGCCGCCACCCCCGCCGGCCGAGACCCCCGCCGGCCCACGCCGCUCCUCCUCCUCCAUGGGAAGAGGAAAGGCGCUCAGGCAGAUGAAGAGCACCAAGUCCUUCAACAUGAUGUCCCCCACCGGCGACAACUCGGAGCUGCUGGCCGAGAUCAAGGCCGGGAAGAGCCUCAAGCCGACGCCACAGAGCAAAGGCUUCACCACCGUCUUCUCCGGCAGCGGCCAGGCGGGGGCCAACGCAGAGUCGCCCGCGUCCUCCCCGUCGCCCACCAGGACGCCCACCCCGCCGGCCACCCCCGAGGCCACGGGGCCGCCGCGCUGCCUGGCAGGGGGCUCGCCGGAGCCGGUGCUGAACGGGAGCUCGCCGGUGCCGGCGGCGGGCGCCGGGGCGGCGGUGGAUGCGGAGGCGCUGGUGCCGAGCCACGACGAGCAGGGCCGGCCCAUCCCCGAGUGGAAGCGGCAGGUGAUGGUGCGCAAGCUGCAGCUCCGGAUGCAGGAGGAAGAGGAGCAGCGGCGCAAGGAGAAGGAGGAGGAGGCGCGCCUGGCCAGCAUGCCGGCCUGGAGGAGGGACAUCCUGCGCAAGAAGCUGGAGGAGGAGAGGGAGCAGAAACGGAAAGAGCAGGAGAAGCUGAAGCGGGAGGAGGAGGAGAAGGAGAAGGAGCAGUCGGAAAAGCUAAGGACUCUCGGGUACGAUGAGACAAAGCUGGCGCCCUGGCAGCGGCAGAUCAUCCUCAAGAAGGGGGACAUAGCCAAGCACUAGCCACGCCAAGCCGCGCCCCGGCUCUUCACGGCGGGAGGAGGCCAGCGGGUCCCACCGCGGACCGGGACGGGCCUCGGCACCCUCCUCCCGCCGCGGACGGCCGCGUAGCCCGCCCCGGAGGAGACCCCGCCCCGGGCACCCGUAGCCCCCCCCGUCCCGCCGCCGCCGCCGCCCCCCCCCCCCCCCCCCGCGCUGCCCUUCGCCAAGCGCGAGCUGUCGCGGUGUGCGGCCCCCGGCUCCUCGCGCGCCGCCCGGUUCCCCCUGCCGCGGCUGGGCUGGCCGCUCCGGCCGGCUCCCCGCUCCCCCCCCCCCGGCCCCGCUCGCCGGCGCGUCCGCAGCGCGUUCGCCUCCACGCCUGCCCCUCCCGCCUCUGGAGCCGCUCGCAGCCGGCUCCCGGCUCGCCUCCGCCCCGGACCGCCUGCCGUUCCCGCGAUUAAAACG